GAGAGCUGGGAAGAAAGUGGGCUGGACUCUCGGCGGGCGGGACACACCCUUGGGGCAGUGGGAGGAGAGCUUGGGCAGCUGCUCCCAGCCCUGCGGGGACUUAAGUUGUACUGAGCUGGCACUUGGUGAACAGUGGUGGCCCUUGGCAGAGGCUGAGCAUUUCAAGAUCUUACCCUUGGGCUUAAAGCAAGGAUGCGGGAAAUUGUGCACAUUCAGAUUGGCCAGUGCGGCAACCAGAUUGGAACGAAGUUCUGGGAGAUGAUCGGCGAGGAACACGGCAUUGACUGCACGGGGAGCGACCGCGGGGCCUCCGCCCUGCAGCUGGAGCGAAUCAGCGUGUAUUACAAUGAAGCUUACGGUAAGAAGUAUGUGCCCCGAGCAGUGCUGGUGGACCUAGAGCCCGGGACAAUGGAUAGCAUCCGAUCCAGCAAAUUAGGAGCCCUCUUCCAACCGGACAGUUUUGUCCACGGUAACUCUGGGGCUGGCAACAACUGGGCAAAGGGCCAUUACACGGAGGGUGCUGAGCUGAUAGAAACGGUCAUGGAUGUGGUGAGGAGCGAGAGUGAGAACUGCGACUGCCUGCAGGGCUUCCAGAUUGUCCACUCCCUGGGCGGGGGCACGGGCUCAGGCAUGGGCACGCUGCUCAUGAACAAGAUCAGGGAGGAGUACCCAGACCGCAUCCUCAACUCCUUCAGCGUCAUGCCUUCGCCCAAGGUGUCCGACACGGUGGUGGAGCCCUACAACGCGGUGCUGUCCAUCCACCAGCUGAUCGAGAACACAGAUGCCUGCUUCUGCAUCGACAACGAGGCGCUCUAUGACAUUUGUUUCCGCACCCUGAAGCUGACGACACCCACCUACGGGGAUCUCAACCACCUGGUGUCCUUAACCGUGAGCGGUAUCACCACCUCGCUGCGGUUCCCUGGCCAGCUCAACGCAGACCUGCGCAAGCUGGCCGUGAACAUGGUACCCUUCCCUCGCCUGCACUUCUUCAUGCCUGGCUUUGCCCCUCUCACAGCCCAGGGCAGCCAGCAGUACCGGGCCCUCUCCGUAGCUGAGCUCACGCAGCAGAUGUUUGAUGCCCGCAACACCAUGGCUGCCUGUGACCCACGCCGUGGCCGCUACCUGACCGUGGCCUGCAUCUUCCGGGGUAAGAUGUCCACCAAAGAAGUGGACCAACAGCUGCUGUCUGUGCAGACAAGGAACAGCAGCUGUUUUGUGGAGUGGAUCCCUAACAACGUCAAGGUGGCUGUCUGCGACAUCCCGCCCCGGGGGCUGAACAUGGCGGCCACCUUCAUAGGCAAUAACACAGCUAUCCAAGAGCUCUUCAACAGGGUUUCUGAGCACUUCUCAGCCAUGUUCAGAAGGAGAGCUUUUGUGCACUGGUACACCAGCGAAGGGAUGGACAUAAGUGAAUUCGGGGAAGCCGAAAGUAAUAUCCAUGAUUUGGUGUCUGAGUACCAACAAUUUCAAGAUGCCAAAGUCCUGGAGGAAAAUGAAGAGGUCCUGGAGGAGGCUGAGAGGGAAGUGGAAGAUAAGGAGCCCGAGGUGUGAGGGAGCCACCCUAGGCUCAUGUCUGUCCUGCAGCACGUGCAGCCUGCUCGGUGCAGCAGCCCUGCCAGUGAGGUGGGACUGGGGGCAGGGUGAGAUGGCUGUGGCAAUAGGGUCUCGCCCAGCUACUAACCACACAGCUUUGAUAUGCACUGCAUACCCCAUUAACUUCACUUUGUAACAGCAAAAUGGAUUUACUGUGAAUCACUGCCUGAGCUUUCGAGGAUUCUAGAGGACUGCACGCCUAGCCCUAUGCUGGGCACCUGGACUACCUGAGUGGGUUCGCAGAGAGCUGCUCCGUUGGUAUUCACCUUCACCAUCAGCACUGAGAGGUACCAGGCAUCCCUGGGCUGCUAGGACUUUUACAUCAGCCUCUUCCUCUUUGCACACUGCCUGGAGUCCUGCCUGCCUGUGCCUGAGGCCUCCAGAAAAGCCAGGUGUCUGACCAGCACGCAGGAGCCCGUGUCCCUAAGUCAACUGUGUAGACCUUGGGGACCCCUCAGUGCACUAACUGCAAAGGGAACAGGGAGGAGAGAAAGGCCAUAGUCCUCUCCACAGAAAUCCCUGGCCAAGAAAUAAAAAGCAUGUCAAAACAGACAAAACUGAAUAGCUCCAAUCCACUGAAAAAUCCUUUUAUUUCUAAUUAGCUUUCAGAAUAUGUAUUUUAAUUUCUUGUUAGAAUUAGGUUCUGGAAAUUCAUUAAUAAUCAUCUUUGGUUUCCUUUUAAAGGUGAUUUGGAAAUGUUCUUUUCACUUUCCAUUCAAUUACCAGCCCCGCCCCCCCAAGCUUCUAUGCUGAGAAAGGGCACUUUACAUACUCGGCAGCUGCUCAAACGUGGGAAUCCGGCAGGAACGGCUGCGGUGUCCUUCUCGGUGACAGAGGACAUCAUCUCAUUAGGGAACUUUUACAGUUCAAAUUAAUCUGCACAAGUUGCCAUAAAUGUUUUCAUGAUGACACAGCUUUAACUAUUACAUGAUUUUAAUCUGCUCACAUUACAACAGGACCAGAUACACAAGAGCAAAUCAAAUCAUCCAUAAUUUCUUCAUUAUGGUUUACCUAUUAUGACAUGCAGCACUACUGCCAUCCCUUCCAGUACCAGGGUCGGGACAGCCUUCUAGAAUGACCACUGUGCUAUACUACUUGACCCAUGGAUAAGGAGUACUGGGAAAAUACUCUGACCCUCACUUGAGAAGUACUUUACUUGCAGGCAACUAGGACCUCCUGUCCUGAUUUGCUUUUGUAAUCGGGAAUAAUGAAGUAACAGGUGGACAGAUGAUCUGUUCUUUCUGAAAAAGUUUUUUCACAUGUGCAUCGUGAGGAAAUAACAGAUGCACAUGAAGAGAGAAUUGGAACUUGCUGUGGGUCUUCCUGAUAAGCUAUUAGCCCAAUUAAACAAGCACAAAAUAACAUUUUAAACACUUUUGUGGUUGAAGAAGCACUAGAUUUAGUAAGAAAUUGCACAUAUACACUCUUAGUUUGAAUAACUUCUUUAGAUGCUAAAAAGACAACCUGUGAUUAGGUAAGAAUUUAUACAUAUGGUUUCUCUGGCACGUUCCUUCUCAAAUUUAAAAGGCAAUUAAAUAGAUGGAAGCAAAGACACAGACUUAGAUCUUCUAAAAAAAAACUUUCACUGAUUUAUAUUACUGUAAAGACUUGUUUGCUCAACAGUAAUCAUUAAAAGUACAAAGACAUUUAAUUUUAAAUGGUUGAAUUGUUUAUUUCAGACUAAAUUCCUUUUCUUGGAAUCUAACUACCCAGACUGAUUGAUUUUAGUUAAAAAUAUUUCAAAAUGCAUCUCACCAUCCUACUCUUUCAUAUGGUACAAAUAGAGUAAAAUAAACUAGAAACCCAGAGAACUCUC
Chinchilla lanigera (long-tailed chinchilla) is the source of this 3409-nucleotide messenger RNA. It is a transcript of the gene Tubb1, whose product is annotated as tubulin, beta 1 class VI. Gene Ontology annotation, molecular function: GTPase activity; GTP binding; structural constituent of cytoskeleton. The transcript has 4 exons. NCBI's taxonomy places the organism in Eukaryota, Metazoa, Chordata, Mammalia, Rodentia, Chinchillidae. Gene Ontology annotation, biological process: mitotic cell cycle; microtubule cytoskeleton organization. The record is from RefSeq and is a predicted model, not a curated record. Bases 193 to 1551 code for a protein of 452 amino acids. Gene Ontology annotation, cellular component: cytoplasm; microtubule.